Messenger RNA from Cryptotermes secundus, 2625 nucleotides. RefSeq names its product la protein homolog (gene La). Gene Ontology annotation, cellular component: nucleus; cytosol; ribonucleoprotein complex. The transcript has 9 exons. Lineage: Eukaryota; Metazoa; Arthropoda; Insecta; Blattodea; Kalotermitidae. The record is from RefSeq and is a predicted model, not a curated record. The coding region runs from base 197 to 1324 and encodes 375 amino acids. Gene Ontology annotation, molecular function: RNA binding. Gene Ontology annotation, biological process: positive regulation of translation; RNA processing.
AUUGCUAGUAUAACGGUAGAUAACAAGUUGUCCAUGACUUGUACCAGCGCAUGGGAAGUUUGUAGUUGGUUGUACGGUGUACCCACGUGCAUUGUAUUUAAUAUCUUGUGUAAUUUCAGUAAUUUUUUAUAUUUGUAAUUAUAAAUACGACAGAUUAAAGGAAAUUCAACUUUAAAUAAUUGUGAAGAAAUUCAAAAUGGCAGACGGAGAUGCUAAUGGUGUUCAAGAAAAAACGGCGCCCAGUCUAAACGACCAAAUUGUUCGCCAGAUUGAGUACUAUUUUGGAGAUAUAAACUUGCCAAGAGACAAAUUUCUUCAAGAACAAAUAAAAUUGGAAGAUGGUUGGGUUCCACUCGAAGUAAUUCUGAAGUUUAAGCGCCUCUCAAACCUCACAACAGACCCUGAUGUCAUAGUGACAGCUCUGGAAGCAUCGGAACUCAUGGAGGUUAGUGAUGAUAGAAAGAAAAUUCGUCGUAAUCCAAAUUCCCCGUUGCCGGUAUUCAAUGAGGAACGACGCAAAGAACUCAUGACUCGAACCGUUUACUGCAAGGGGUUUCCUGCGGAAGGAACGACAUUGGACAAGUUGCUUGAUUUCUUCAGUUCAUAUGGUCCAGUCGAUAAUGUUCAGAUGAGAUCAUACAUAGAUAAGGCAACAAACAAAUACAUAUUCAAAGGAUCAGUGUUUGUUAUUUUUAAGACUAAAGAACUGGCAGAAGAUUUUUUGAAAGAGGAUGUCAAGUAUGGAGAUAUAGAACUAAUAAAGAAAUGGCAAUCCAAGUAUCUUGAACAAAAGAAGAAGGAACAUGCCAUGAAAAAGAAGGCGGGAAAGAAAGAAGCGAGUAAUGCCAAAGCAGUAGCAGAAGGGGAGCAAAAGAAGGACAGUCUGCCUAAAGGAGCAAUUUUACAUCUGAAAGGAAUUAAUGGUGAGACAACGCUGGAGAAUAUAAGAGAAAUACUAUUGAAAGAAGGUUUGGAUGUUGCUUUCAUCAACUUUUCCAAAGGAAGUGAGGAGGCGUGGGUAAGGCUGCUGGGUGAAAAUUCAGCAAAAGAGUACGUGAAGAAACUAAAGGAUGGUAAAUUGACAGUGUGCGGCACAGAACUUGAUGCAAGAUCUCUGGAAGGUGAUGAAGAAGUGAAGUUUUUGGAGAAAGCCAAAGAUCAAAUGAAGAAGAGACAGCAGAAUGUUAGAAAAAAGAAAAACCGCAAAGGUGGACGAGGUGGAGGUCGAGCUGGAGGCAAGAGUGGGUUCAUGGGCAAGAGGAAAAGAAGUCCAACACGUGAUACUCCGUCAAAGAAACAGGAUACGAACGAGACAAACAACUGAAGCCAAAGCAACAGAAACUGUGAAAUCAGAUAAAAAGAAUCACCAUUAAUGUUACACACGUUAUAUCAGUGAUUAGAUCUGUAUGAGAACUUCUGUGCAUUAGUUCUGUAAUGCAGUAUCAUAAUGUUAAAUGUCACUUUUCACUUCAAAUUGGUUUCCAUAUAAAAUUCUGAAACGUUAGUUCUGUUUCACAACACCUUAACCUGAUGCAGUAGGGGUUUCAGGAAGAUAAUUUUGUUUUGAAUUCUUCUUCAUUUGAGUACUUUGUCAGACGUUUGUGCAAAUGAUAGCAUGCAUUUGUCUUUUUAGGAACUCUUUUAAUUUUGAUCAUGUAAGGGUACAAUAGAAAAGUGUUUAGUUUUGUAUUUUCCCCCCCCCCUAGUAAGGUCCAUCUGUGAGUGUGUGUAUACCCAAUUGUAUCUCACAAGGAUUUUCUUCUUGAUUUUGGACUGGAGCCAUUUCUUGAACCUUAUUCAAAUUUUUAUACUGACUCAAGUUUUGUACUUGCAUGACAAGACUUGUUGAGGAUAUGGUUUGUGCUAUUUUCUUCACUUCCUUUAGGAAGUAAUUAUUGCUUCCUCACAGGGGUCUGUGUUCCUUACAACGGCAGUGACAGUGCCAUCAUAAAAUACAUCUAGGUAUGUGAACAGUCGUGACUACUUGUAAAUGCCCAAUGCACUUGUAGUAGCAGUAAGUACACACCACUUCGAUUUACAAAGUCUAUUGCAUAAGUACAGUGAUGUCUAUAGGGUCACCUUUUUGGAGACAGCAUGGUUGAACAUUGGAAUGAAGGGAAACCUUAAAUGGGAGAAGUUUUUAAUGCUGAUACUUGUAGUGGAAUAUGAAAUUGAGAUUCCAGUAUAAUAAGGCUCUGAGUGAAGUACUGUAAAUAUCUUACAUGUGACAUUUAAAAAAAUGCAGUGAAGUUGAAAAUUUGGUUGUUUUCAUUUCUGUUUAAUGAUACCAAAUCAUGUUUAAAAUUGUAACCCAGUAGCCAUUAUAGGAGACGUGCAAUGAUGACCAUUCUUGAUAGUUUUCAGCAUAUUGUAUGGAGUAUGGCCUCCAGGAAGAGCUGCAGCAAGCAUGAAAAAGAAGUAAUGAAGGAGGCUACUGUACAACCCUUAUAAAACACCUUCUAUGAAUAGUACUUAGCUUAAUUUUCCAAGGUGCCAUAUAUUUCAUGUGCACAGUACAAUUGAGGUGUAAAGUAACUGCUUUUAUAGAUACUGUAUGUAUAGAAAAUUUAAGAAUCCUGUAAGAGACUUAGAUAUAUCUUAAUUUCCAAUAAAAAUUAACCUCUG